Molecule: messenger RNA, 417 nt
Organism: Saxophila tyrrhenica
Lineage: Eukaryota; Fungi; Ascomycota; Dothideomycetes; Mycosphaerellales; Extremaceae
Gene: COX16
Product: Cytochrome oxidase assembly
Exons: 2
Coding region: 1-417 (138 amino acids)
Biological process (GO): mitochondrial respiratory chain complex IV assembly
Cellular component (GO): mitochondrial inner membrane
Source: RefSeq, a predicted model, not a curated record
AUGCCAGUAUUCCAAGCAAAAAAGUUCCGCCCAUCCUCCUAUAACUCCACCAUCCCAGCCCGCUAUCGAGCAGCACUGGCCAAACACCCUUUUGCCCUCUUCGGCCUACCUUUCAUCGCAACCAUGGUUCUCGGGUCAUUCUUCCUCACACCAGCAACGGCAUUACGAUAUGAGCGACAUGACCGAAAAGUCAAACAACUCUCCAAAGACGAGGAAUUGGGCAUCGGCAAGGAGAAGCGGAAGAUUGACAUGAGGGAGGAGUACUACAAGCUGGCGGCGAAGGAUCUGGACAACUGGGAGCAGAAGCGGCUUUCUCAGACGAGAGACAAUGCAAACAUGGAAGCGUACGAGCGGUGGAAAGGUCAUGUCAUCUUGAAAUUCAGUGCAAAGAUCUCGGCUCGUCAGCUAGGAUCCUAA